Molecule: messenger RNA, 1098 nt
Organism: Neopelma chrysocephalum (saffron-crested tyrant-manakin)
Lineage: Eukaryota; Metazoa; Chordata; Aves; Passeriformes; Pipridae
Gene: COMTD1
Product: catechol-O-methyltransferase domain containing 1
Exons: 7
Coding region: 63-845 (260 amino acids)
Molecular function (GO): O-methyltransferase activity; S-adenosylmethionine-dependent methyltransferase activity
Source: RefSeq, a predicted model, not a curated record
CGCCCGUCGCGUGUGACCGUCCGGGCCGUGCCGCUGCCGCUCCGCUCCCGCCCGGCUCCGAGAUGCCGCUCCUCAGCGUGCCCAAAGAGGUGGCCGUCGGGACGGCGAUGCUGGGGAUCGCCUUUGCCACGGGUGUGCUGGCAGGUAAAAGAUACCCUUCUUUAGGUUUUGGGACACCUAAGUCAUCCAAGAGUUUAAUUGGGAAGAACAGUCCUCUCUGGCAAUACAUACUGGAUCACUCUUUGCGGGAACAUCCAAUUCUAAAGAAGCUGCGUCUGCUCACCCUUGAGCAUCCCUGGGGCAGAAUGAUGGUGUCUUGUGACGAGGCUCAGCUUAUGGCAAACUUGGUCAAACUCAUUAAAGCCAAGAAAGUUAUUGAAAUAGGUGUUUUCACAGGUUAUAAUGCCUUGAAUAUGGCACUUGCCCUGCCAGAUAAUGGCCGAGUUAUUGCCUGUGAUAUAAACGAGGACUAUGCCAAAAUUGGAAAGCCACUGUGGAAGGAGGCAGGAGUAGAGCAUAAAAUUGACCUGCGGAUUAAGCCAGCAAUUCAAACACUUGAUGAACUGCUGGCCAGCGGAGAAGCAGAAACCUUUGACUUUGCCUUCAUUGAUGCGGAUAAAGAAAGCUACAAUGAGUACUAUGAAAAAUGUUUGCGACUCAUAAGGAAAGGGGGAAUAAUAGCCAUUGAUAAUGUCCUUUUUGGUGGGAACGUGCUAAAACCAAGAAAGGAUGACCUGGCAGUGCAGAGCAUCCACCGCCUCAAUGAGAAGCUGCUCAGAGAUUCCCGCAUCAGUAUCAGCAUGCUCCCCAUGGCGGAUGGAGUCACACUGGCAUUCAAGCUGUAACUCCAGGAAGCCCAGCAGAUGGGAAAUAACAAGCAGCGUCGAAUCAUCAGGAAAAAUGCCGGUGGAGCAGUAUCAAAAAUGGUAAUUUAACCUUUAUCGCCGCUGGAUAGCAUAGCCUGGGAAAGUAGACUUUAGGAGCAGCAGCAUCCUAAGGGUGGCUAAGUAAAGAAGAGAGACUUAUUUUGAGAACUACUGUGGUUUCUUAUUUUAAUUGUAAUAAAGCAAAUAAACUUAUGGGAAAUGUUCCUUGUAA